Molecule: messenger RNA, 813 nt
Organism: Schistosoma turkestanicum
Lineage: Eukaryota; Metazoa; Platyhelminthes; Trematoda; Strigeidida; Schistosomatidae
Source: the annotation of a GenBank genome assembly
AAUAUGUAUUUUAGGUGAAGGUUCUCAAAUUUAAUCUAGUGGAUUGAUUAUGAUGCUGUUGUACGUAUAUUUCAUUUCCCUUGUAAUAAUAAAUGUAAAGGGAUCAGGAAUGAUACCUCGAUGUAUACAGCACCGCUCCAGUAUAGCCACUUUCAAUACACCACAGUAUUCUGGAAAUGUGUAUUUUACAAAGCAUGACUCAUAUCUCCAUGUGACUGGAUCUGUGUCAGGAUUACCGCCUGAUAAAAUGUUGGGUGUUCACAUACAUGAAUACGGUGCAUUAGGUGAUGAUUGUAACGACGCGGGACCACAUUUUAAUCCGUUUAACAGUGAUCAUGGAGGACUAACAGGGCAACCAAGACAUCCUGGAGAUUUUGGAAAUCUUUAUGUAAACCAUGGUGGUGUUAUGAAUUUCAAUCUCACAGUUGAUAUUUCUUCUAUUAUUGAACAUGAUGGAUUUAUUGGCAGAGCACUAGUUAUUCAUGAACAAGAAGAUGAUUUAGGUAGGAUGGGAAACGAAGGAAGUCGCAAGACAGGCAAUUCCGGUAAACGUUUAACAUGUGCUGUAGUUGGCAUUUGGAAAGCUAAAUAAACUACUUAUUGGCUCUUUUUUAUAUCAGUUUGCAGUGAGAGUGAAAAAAAAACAAUUUUUUAUUCAUUUAAAUCGAUUUCUGGCAAACAGUUGUAAAAUUGUUAUUGUUUUAUUUCCUUUAUUUGUUAAACAACUUUAAACAGUAUUAAACCUAAGACAAUUUACAAUGGUAAUAAUGUUGUUCUUAUUUUAAUUGCGCAUUAGUUAUGGUUAGUUUAAAG